Molecule: messenger RNA, 2426 nt
Organism: Aspergillus wentii DTO 134E9
Lineage: Eukaryota; Fungi; Ascomycota; Eurotiomycetes; Eurotiales; Aspergillaceae
Gene: erg5
Product: C-22 sterol desaturase erg5
Exons: 4
Coding region: 402-1997 (531 amino acids)
Biological process (GO): sterol metabolic process
Molecular function (GO): heme binding; iron ion binding; monooxygenase activity
Source: RefSeq, a predicted model, not a curated record
CCCGAUCCCCUACUCCAGCCAAGUAGUAACAAUAACAACUGUCUUUGCUCCCUCACAUUUAUCAAUUUCUCUCAUUUAAUUUCUUUUUGCUUUUUUGCUUUUUAGUUCUCUCCAUUCUUUUUAUUUUCCACCCAUUUCCCCCUUUCCUGGGUUUGUUUCCCUAUUGGUCUGGGCUUUUGUUAGUCUCUCGUUUUUUCCCUUUGAAUUUGGGGGCUGUAAAAAAAAAAAAAACAGGAAGAAACUGCGUGUCUGCGUCUCUCUGCCUCUCCGUAACGCCAGCCCGUCUCCCUCCGCGACAAUAAUUUUACAAAGAAAUCAAUAUUCCACCCUUUUCGUGUUGUCCUCAAUUCCUUUCCUUCUCCUCCCCUCUGGAGUGAUUCCAUCCUGGUUGAUUGUCCAACAUGGCCACCGUCAACGGGAGCUUUGUCUCCCCCUCGGCAGAUGCUACAGUCGCUCCUCAGUUCUAUGAGCCCUCCGGUCUUGUCGCAUCUAUUGCCAAUGGCUUCACCGUUUGGAAGGCUCUGUUGACACUCUUCCUCGGAGCUGUCAUUUACGACCAACUGCGAUACUUCUAUCUCAAAGGCUCCAUUAUCGGCCCAGCAUACAAGCUGCCGUUUAUGGGACCUUUCCUCGAAUCAGUCAACCCCAAGUUUCACGAAUACAAGGCCAAAUGGAACAGUGGAGAACUGAGCUGUGUUUCUGUCUUCCACAAGUUCGUCGUUAUCGCAUCGUCCCGUGACAUGUCGCGCAAGAUCUUCAACUCGCCCGCCUAUGUCAAACCCUGUGUGGUCGACGCUGCCCACAAGCUCCUCGGAAAGACCAACUGGGUGUUCUUGGACGGCAAGGAACACGUCGAGUUCCGCAAAGGUCUGAACGGUUUGUUCACCCGCUCUGCGCUGGCCUGCUACCUUCCGCGCCAGGAGGAAGUCUACAACCAGUACUACAAGAAGUUCCUCGAGAAGUCCGCUGCCACCGAACACAAGCCCACUCCCUGGAUGGCCGAGUUCCGUGAGCUCAUGUGUGCCGUUUCCUGCCGUACUUUCGUCGGCCACUACAUCAGUGAGGAGGCCAUCUUGAAGAUCGCAGAUGACUACUACGAUAUCACCGCUGCUUUGGAAUUGGUCAACUUCCCCUUCAUUCUCCCCUACACCAAGACUUGGUACGGAAAGAAGGCCGCGGACAUGGUUCUCGAGGAGUUUUCCAAGUGUGCUGCUAAGUGCAAGACCCGCAUGGCUGCUGGUGGUGAAGUUUCCUGUAUCAUGGACGCCUGGGUCAAGGCCCAGCAAGACUCCGCCAAGUACCGGGAGAAGAUCGCCAAGGGUAUUGAAGUCGACGACUCCGAGAAGCCCCCGCAGGUGCUGCGUGACUUCACCGACUACGAAAUCGCUCAGACUAUCUUCACUUUCCUGUUCGCUUCCCAAGAUGCCACCAGUGCUGCCUCCACCUGGUUGUUCCAGCUCAUGGCCGAUCGCCCCGAGUGCUUGGAGAAGGUCCGUGAGGAGAACCUGCGCGUUCGCAACGGCGACCGAAACAUGCCUCUCUCGAUGGACCUGUUUGACAACAUGCCUUACACCCGUGCUGUCGUCAAGGAGACCCUGCGUUACCGUCCCCCCGUCAUCAUGGUCCCCUACCUGGUCAAGAAGGAUUUCCCCAUCACCGACAAGAUCACCGUGUCUAAGGGCUCUAUGAUCAUUCCAUCUGUGUGGCCCGCAACCCACGACGAGGAGGCCUACCCCAACCCUGACUCUUUCGACCCUGACCGAUGGAUUUCUGGAAACGCUGAGGAUCACCCCAAGAACUUCCUGGUUUUCGGUACUGGACCCCACUACUGUCUGGGACAGACCUACGCUCAACAGAACCUCAUGGCCAUGAUUGGCAAGGCCAGUAUGGAGAUGGACUGGGAGCACACCCCCACACCUCAGUCAGAGGAUAUCAAGGUGUUUGCUACCAUCUUCCCUCAGGAUGACUGCCUUCUUACUUUCCGCCCUCGUGCCUAAAUUUCUUCAUUUUUCACCACAACCUAGUGUAUCUUGAACGAUCGCAGUGGUCUCUCCUGUGGAUCUCUAUACCAUUGCCUUUCUAUCCCGGAGAUCGAAAGGCUACGAGCUUUUACUUUCUCUUAUUUAUAUCGGUGUCCAACGCAAUCUUUCAGUUAACAUUUGGAAGAUGUGAGUGGGGAUUGAGAUGGUUCUGAGUUUUCUAUUUGGUGGCUGGGUGAUCCCGAUCCCUUGAAAAAGGGAUCUACCCUCUGCCUACCCCAGAAAUCCUGAUGUUUUGGGUGUAUGAACUUUCAACGACCCAUGUGGGAUCGUCCACUUCGAUUGACCAUGGUCAGUUGCGGUGUUUCUUUUUGAAGUGACAUGCCAUUUUUAGAUUAUGCUACUUAGAACUAAUAUUAAUUGCGAGGCUCUUUUUUAUUGUUUGGC